UACAGGUUACUUAUGUGCGAAGACUUCAAAAAUUGAAGUCGAGACGUUACAAAUGCGUCUGUGUUGUUUUCUUACAGAUUUUUACGAAUAAUUUAGAAAAGCUUUGUUAUAUCGCAUUUGCUAGUCUCGCCCGGUUUUCUUUGAUGAACGCGAAAAAACGAAGACACACAUGAACAAAAUCGAUUCCGAAAGCGAACAUGAGCUCUUCGUAUCUCGCAUCUUACAAUUUUCAGAAUUCCUUGGAGAUCAUUUUGAGUCCCACCAACUGUAAUUUUAAUGAAUUCAUAAAUGAAAUUCCACAAAUUUUUACGACUAACAAACUCAACCCUGAAUGUCGCGAGGAGACGAACGGAGAAAACACGCAUAUAUUUUGCAAUAAUUUUUCAACGUCGUCAGUUAGUACGUCAAAAGAUAAUGCAGAAGAAAUGAUACUAUUGAAAGCAAAAUGCGAGAAAUUGAGUGCUGAAGUUGAACAUCUAACAAAAGAGAAAGAAAAUGCAUUCGAAGAGAUUGAACAAUUAAAAGAUCAAAUAUUAAGUCAAAGUACUUAUUGCACAAGCCUCGGUGCAGUAUUAGGUAACUUGACAUGGCGUGCUUCUAAAUUUCCGCAAAUAGUCGAUACUUGGAUAUCGAACUGUCAGAGCGAAAUCGGAGAAUUUUUAGCAAUAGUGAACGGUACGUUCAGCGCUUUCGUUAGUAUUUACAAAUUUGGAUUUCCGCCAACGAGCAACGUCGAAUAUCAAUUUGUAAAAGGACUUCUCGGUAUCGCCACUAACAUAACCGCGAAUCCAGAGAGUCGUGAAUUCUUAAUAACAAAUCGAAAUGGCACGGAAUUCGUGCAAAAGAUAAUUAAAUUAACGCCCGAAUUGCCGCCAGCUCCCGGAUCUUUAUCGCUAAAAAGAUUAAUGUUAAUGAUCAUGUACAACGUGAGUAUAAACAAAACCGGCUUGCGAUAUCUUUUCGAAUCCCGAGUAGGAGACACGUUAAGUCAUUGUUUGGAGCAUGAAUCGUCAUCGGAGCUGAUGCAGCUGCUCUGCCUUCGCGUUUUGCAGUCCGUCACUUACGAUCUCACGGAGCCGAGGUACAUCCGUGACUUGUCAGCGGCAAUACCGAUCGAAAAAAUCGAGACCAUGGUGUCUUCGACGAGCGGCGACAUAAGCAACGCAGCUAAACAAGUCCUCAGACACUUACAGGAUAGUAAAAAAAAUUUAAAGUGA
Messenger RNA from Pseudomyrmex gracilis, 1217 nucleotides. RefSeq names its product heat shock factor 2-binding protein-like. Gene Ontology annotation, cellular component: cytosol. NCBI's taxonomy places the organism in Eukaryota, Metazoa, Arthropoda, Insecta, Hymenoptera, Formicidae. The record is from RefSeq and is a predicted model, not a curated record. Bases 198 to 1217 code for a protein of 339 amino acids. The transcript has 6 exons.